AUGACCUAUAAAGCUACCUUAAGCCUUCUGUCAACACGAGAUAGGUUUGUCCCCAACUUCAAGUGUGACUACCAGAACAAUCUUAUAGCUCUCAUUGGAGGGUGCAUCUCUGAAAUCUCAUCCAAUAUGGCCAUCAUUUCAGCAACCCACAAGAUUCCACAGCUUACAUAUGGAUCAUUUUUGCCACUACAAGGUGCCCAAAGUUUAUUCCCAUUUCUGUACCAGAUGGUCCCCAAUGAAGCCUAUCAGCACAUGGGUGUUGUGCGGUUACUUCAGCAUUUCGGCUGGACUUGGAUUGGGCUUGGGGCUGUAGAUGAUGAUCGAGGAGACAGAUUUUUACAGACAAUGAUGCCAUUGCUUUCCAUUCAUGGUAUCUGUUAUGCCUUCAUCAUAAGAAUACCCAAAUGGAAUUAUGUGGAUGAGAUGAUAGAAUUUGCUUUGCAGCAUUUUGAAACCUAUGCAAAAAUCUUUGAGCGAAAGUCCAGUAAGGGAAAUCCCAGUGUAUUCUUUAUUUAUGGAGAGCCUCCAUCUUUUCAGGUUUUGAGAAUGCUGCUGUUUUCUGCACCUCUAUUCUCACUGCCACCUCUGAAUAAAGUAUGGAUUGUUACAUCCCAUUGGGAUUUUGCAUCACACUCUGUUCAGAAGAAUUGGGAUAUGCAAGCCUUUCAUGGUUCUUUAUCCUUCACAGUUCAUUCAAGUCGGUUAUUAGGUUUCCACAAGUUCAUUCACAAGUUAAGGCCGUUGUGGGCAAAAGGUGAUGGCUUUAUCCAGUGCUUCUGGGAGCAGGCCUUCAGCUGCUCAUUCAAACUCUCUAAAGGACAGCAGGAGGAGGAAAACAAGAAAGUGCAUUCCUUUCUAAGGCACAUCACAUUCAAUAACAGUGUGGGAGAUUCUGUGCACUUUGAUGACAAUGGAGAAUUAGUUGCAUGUUUUGAUGUAACAAACUGGUUGAUUUUUACCAAUGGCUCACUGGUUAGAGCAAAAGUCGGAAGACUGGAUUCCCAUGCUCCUUUAGGAAAAGAGUUAAGAAUAAAUGAUGACCAAAUUCUAUGGCAUCCAAGUUUUAACCAGGUGUUGCCUAUUUCUGUGUGCAAUGACAACUGCCAACCUGGCUACAGCAGGAAAAAGAAGGAGGGAGAAAAAAUUUGCUGCUAUGAUUGUGCUCCAUGUGCAGAAGGGAUGAUCUCUAAGCAGAAAGAUAUGGAUGCCUGUGUCAAAUGUCCAGAAGACCAGUAUCCCAAUAUGGACCAAACUCAAUGCAUUCCUAAAGUUGUAAGCUACCUCUCUUACAAAGAAACAUUAGGAAUUACCUUAGCUAUCUUAGCCAUUUCCUUCUCCUUUAUCACAACUUUCAUACUUGGAAUUUUCGUGAAGCACAAGGACACUCCCAUAGUCAAAGCUAACAACAGGACCCUCACCUACAUCCUUCUCAUCGCUCUCCUUCUUUGCUUCCUCUGCUCCUUACUCUUCAUUGGACAGCCUGGAACGGUCAUCUGCCUUCUCCGACAAACAGCCUUUGGCAUCAUGUUCUCUGUUGCCCUUUCCAGCACUUUGGCAAAAACCAUCACCGUGGUUCUGGCAUUCAUGGCAACCCAGCCAGGAUCCAGAAUCAGAAAAUGGGUGGGGAAGCGAAUGGCAAAUUCCAUUGUCCUCUCUGGCUCCUUUCUUCAAGCUGGCAUUUGUUCUCUUUGGUUAUGUACUUUCCCUCCAUUCCCAGAUAUGGACAUGCACUCAGUGACAGGAGAAAUGCUACUGGAAUGUAAUGAGGGUUCAGCUAUCAUGUUCUACUGUGUCCUGGGCUACAUGGGUUCCUUGGCCAUUGUCAGCUUCAUUUUGGCUUUCCUAGCCAGGAAGUUGCCAGACAGUUUCAAUGAGGCCAAAUUUAUCACUUUCAGCAUGUUGGUGUUUUGCAGUGUUUGGCUGACUUUUGUUCCAACCUACUUGAGCACCAAAGGAAAAUACAUGGUGGCUGUGGAGAUCUUCUCCAUCUUAGCAUCCAAUGCUGGCUUACUGGGUUGCAUCUUUUUCCCUAAAUGCUACAUCAUUGUACUGAGGCCUGAACUGAAUAAGAGGGAGCAACUAAUAAGGCAAACCAAAUGA
Podarcis raffonei (Aeolian wall lizard) is the source of this 2100-nucleotide messenger RNA. Its product is annotated as vomeronasal type-2 receptor 26-like. Bases 1 to 2100 code for a protein of 699 amino acids. Gene Ontology annotation, cellular component: membrane. The transcript is spliced from 5 exons. Gene Ontology annotation, biological process: G protein-coupled receptor signaling pathway. The record is from RefSeq and is a predicted model, not a curated record. Lineage: Eukaryota; Metazoa; Chordata; Lepidosauria; Squamata; Lacertidae. Gene Ontology annotation, molecular function: G protein-coupled receptor activity.